This is a messenger RNA of Trematomus bernacchii (emerald rockcod), 1734 nucleotides long. It is a transcript of the gene racgap1, whose product is annotated as Rac GTPase activating protein 1. Gene Ontology annotation, biological process: signal transduction. The record is from RefSeq and is a predicted model, not a curated record. NCBI's taxonomy places the organism in Eukaryota, Metazoa, Chordata, Actinopteri, Perciformes, Nototheniidae.
UUGUGGAAAGAUGCGGUCAGAGGCACAAACAGGUGGUCGUUAAAAAAAAGAAAAGAAACAGGAAAAGCUCAGGGUUAAACUUCACCGAGAGGAUAAUACUGUCCUACAUUUCUCCUGUUAACGGGUGUUGAGAUAAAGGCCAUGAUGCAGACUGCGGUGCUGAACCUGCAGAGCUUGUAUGAUAAGCUGAGGUCGCAGGUGGACCUCCUCAAUGACAACAUCGAACCCAACUUCAUCCAGAUGGCUCAGAACUUCGAGGACUGUCGGCUCCGCUGGCAGCGAGCGGAGCUGGAUCUUGGAUCCUGUAAGGAGGUUCUCACCAAGGCUGAAACCGAGCGGGGGGCGCUGGAGGUCAAACUGAAACACGCCCGCAACCAGGUGGACGUGGAGAUCAGACGCAGGCAGAAGGCCGAGGCCGACUGCGAGAAGCUGGACCGUCAGAUCCAGCUGAUCCGGGACCUGCUGACCAGCGAAGGAUCCUCGAACAGCAUCAAGCUGAGCGCAGAGCAGCGAUCGGCCCUCGCCUUCCUCAACACCAACAGCCAGCCGACUGCUGUCCUGAACACCAGCCGCAGACUGCGCACCAUCGACGAGUCGGCCUCCAUCCUGUCGGACAUCAGCUACGACAAAACGGACGACUCGAUGGACUGGGACUCGUCCAAUGUGAGGACGGUGCGCCUGAAGAAAAGAGAGAAGAGGCGCUCCUCCAGAAAUCACGUCGACGGACCUCCAGGCGCCUCCAAGCGCUCCAGAUCCAACGGGAGGAACGCAGAGAGGGGGAAUGAGACUCUGGUGACGAAGACCACGGUGACGGUCCCCGCUGACGGAGGACCGGUCGAGGCCGUCUCCACCAUCGAGACGGUGCCGUACUAUACCCGCAGCCGCAGGAAGACCGCCAACAUGGAGUGGGACUCUGAGUCGGUGAAGUCUCAGGACGUCUUCAAGCAGCCGGAGGUCCUUCAGGAGAGACGGGCAGCACCAGGGACGCCUCAGAACCUCGGGGGGGUCCGGCUGCACGACUUUGUCUCCAAAACGGUCAUAAAGCCCGAGUCGUGCGUGCCCUGCGGGAAGAGGAUCAAGUUUGGGAAGAUUUCUCUGAAGUGUCGUGACUGCAGAGUGGUUUCUCACCCCGAGUGUCGGGAGCGAUGCCCCCUGCCGUGCAUCCCCAACCUGGGGGCCACGCCCGUCAAGAUCGGAGAGGGCGUCCUCGCAGACUACGUCCCCGACACGUCUCCCAUGAUUCCUCCUCUGGUCGUGCACUGCAUCAGUGAGAUCGAGCAGAGGGGUCUGCACGAGGCGGGUCUGUACCGUCUGUCCGGCUCCGACCGCACGGUGAAGGACCUGAAGGAGAAGUUCCUGCGCAGUAAGACGGUGCCGGUGCUCAGCCGGGUCGACGACAUCAACGCCGUCACAGGACUGCUCAAAGACUUCCUGAGGAACCUGAAGGAGCCGCUGCUCACAUUCAGACUCAACAGGGCCUUCAUGGAGGCCGCCGAGGUGUCAGACGACGACAACAGCAUCGCUCUGAUCUACCAGACGGUAGGAGACCUGCCGCCGGCCAACAGAGACACGCUGGCCUUCCUGGUGCUCCACCUGCAGAGAGUUGCUGAAAGUCUGGACACGAGGAUGGACGUCAGUAAUCUGGCUCGAAUCUUCGGGCCGACCCUCGUGGGUCACGCCGUCCCGAACCCCGACCCCAUGAGCAUCCUGCAGGACACCAAGAGGCAGCCCAAG